CGCGCUGUCAGUGUUGAUAGUGGUAGCGUUGGUAAUCCAUAAAAAAACAUGUUGUUAAACAAAUUGUGUUUUUCUUUAUGUUCGUUCAUAUUCUAAUUUGCUUCUAAUAGUGUGUUAAUAAACUUUCUUACGAACGAAAAUAUAUUUUUUCUUAUCUUUCGCCCGUCGCGAUUACACGUUUGCAAUUUACUUUAAACGCUAGUGCCGAACUAUUGGUACAGAUCUGAAAGUGCGUUGAUAGUAAGUGAACGAAGAUGCAUCAGACCAAGGAAGAAUUUGGAAUGAAUUAUUCGUCGUUUGAGACGGAAGUGUCGAAGCGGAGGAGGCCGGCGACCAUUAGAGAAUUGACGAAACUGGCCUAUUCUUCGCCGAAGAGUGUGAUCUCAUUGGCCGAGGGUAUGCCGAACGAAGAAACCUUCCCUUUCACAGAAAUCUCUAUCAAACUGAAAGACGGUUCGUCUUUCACCCUGGAGGAUCGAGAAUUGGGGGCGGCUUUGCAAUACAUUCCUUCUCAGGGCUACCCGCCACUUCUCCAGACCCUGAGGGAGUUCCAGAGAAGGGCGCAUGCACCACCCCUCUGGGAGAGCCGCGACAUCGUGGUCGUCUCCGGAGCUCAGGACGGAUUAAGCAAAACUCUCGAGGCCAUAAUCGGCCCCGGCGAUCCGCUUCUCGUGCACGAUCCUUUUUAUCCGGGCGUAGAUGUUGUGGUUGCGCCUUACCAGACGGAGCUUAUCCCGAUCCCUCAGGACGAACAAGGUAUGGUCCCAGAAAUUCUCAGGGAAACAUUGAGGAACAGGGAAUUGUCUGGUAAGAAGAUGCCGAAGAUCAUGUACAUAAACGCCACCGGAACGAAUCCCACGGGUGUCGUUAUUCCGUUGGAAAGGCGGAAGGAGAUCUACCGAAUAGCCUGCGAGUACAACUUCCUAAUCUUGGAUGAUGAUCCUUAUCAUUUUAUGUAUUUCGAAGACGUAGAACCAAAAUCGUUCUUAUCGUUAGACACAGAAGGUAGAGUGAUCAGGUUGGAUUCUUUUUCGAAAGUGAUCAGCAGUGGUCUCAGAUUGGGUUUCGUCACGGCGCCAGCUCCCCUAAUAGCGAGUAUAGAACGUCACUUGCAGAGCAGCCACUUGCACGCCCCCACGUUAUCCCAGGUGAUACUAUACAAACUGAUGAAACUGUGGGGAUACGAUGGACUGAUGGACCAUUUCAUGUGGACGAGGCAUUUUUAUAAACAGCGAAGAGAUUUCAUCGCCGGUAUUGCCGAAAAACAUUUAAAUGGCUUAGCAGAUAUUUCAUUGCCGCAGAGUGGUUUCUUCCUUUGGAUCAGAGUACGAGGUAUCAAGGAUACUUGGAAGAUGAUCAUGCAACGAGGAAUCAAAGAAAAUGUUAUAAUGGCACCUGGAGCAGCCUUCAUGAAAGAUUCCACUAAACCGUGCAAUGCUAUCAGAGCGAGUUUCUCCAAAGCUUCUUAUGAGGAGAUGGAUCUGGCUAUGCAGAGGUUGGGGAACCUAAUUAGAGCUGAGCUUCGAAAUGGUUUUACCUACAUGAAAGAAGACACUUAUAUUAAUUAAUAUUUUUUAUAUGCUUUUUUCCAUUUUGUAAAAAUAUCCAGAAUAUUUUUAGCAGUACUUGACAAAGAUUCUGCAUUGAUUUAGUAAUGUAGACUGCAGUAUCGUAGGCUGGUAGAACAGAAAUAGUAAUCGUCGUUACUGGAUGACGAAAACUUAUCGAUCAAUGUAAAAGCAAACUAGAUUGAUUGUUGAAGUUCCUUUAAAAUGUUACUUCUCUUGUGCGCUAGAGGACUAUAAAAUCAAAAUUCUCGUCUAGUUUUAAUAUUUAUAACAGUAUAUCAAUUUUUUGUAUCAUGCGAAAUAUUUUAUUCCGCUUAUUAUAAUUUCACAAUUCAUUUUCUUCAUUUAUCAUUAAUUCUGUUUAUGUUCUCUUUAUAUCUUACAAGUAAUUGUUUACCAAACGAAUGACUAAUUAGCACUACUUUUCUUAAUCGUACUUAAUUACUUUAGAAACAUUUUCGUAAUGCGUGUAUUUAUCGUGAAUCGGCAAAGUAUUGUACAAAUUUUUAAUAUCUUGUAUUCGGUUGUAAAUAAAAUUUAAUAAUUUGCCUUGUUA
This is a messenger RNA of Ceratina calcarata, 2124 nucleotides long. Its product is annotated as kynurenine/alpha-aminoadipate aminotransferase, mitochondrial. The transcript is spliced from 8 exons. The record is from RefSeq and is a predicted model, not a curated record. Bases 255 to 1568 code for a protein of 437 amino acids. Gene Ontology annotation, molecular function: L-kynurenine:2-oxoglutarate transaminase activity; pyridoxal phosphate binding. NCBI's taxonomy places the organism in Eukaryota, Metazoa, Arthropoda, Insecta, Hymenoptera, Apidae. Gene Ontology annotation, biological process: biosynthetic process.